Molecule: messenger RNA, 1505 nt
Organism: Macadamia integrifolia
Lineage: Eukaryota; Viridiplantae; Streptophyta; Magnoliopsida; Proteales; Proteaceae
Product: ubiquinol oxidase 2, mitochondrial-like
Exons: 4
Coding region: 81-1136 (351 amino acids)
Biological process (GO): alternative respiration
Cellular component (GO): mitochondrion
Molecular function (GO): alternative oxidase activity
Source: RefSeq, a predicted model, not a curated record
UCCAAAAGAAAAAGCUCUCGCCCGAGACACGUUUCCGAUAUCUUUGUUGUUACCAUUUACGUUUGGGUUCUGAAGCAGAGAUGAUGAAGGGUUCGAGGAUGGCCGGUCAGCUGCUGAAACAGCUCGGCCCACGGUUCUUUUCCACGGUAACCCUGGGCGAACCGGCUACAGAGAUUCUGACCAACGGGACUUGUUCUAGUUUCUUCCACACAACUACAACGAAAACGGGUGUACCAGUACGAACCAGCAUGGCUUCGGUCAGGUUCCCAGCGGUUGGUGUACGGCAUAGAAGUACCAUAGCCAUGAACAAGGAAGGGGAAGAGAAAGAAGUGAAAACCGGUUCUGGUUCAACCGGGGUUGAACCGGAGGAGAAGGCGAUGAUCACUAGCUUCUGGGGGAUAUCUCCUUCUAAGGUCACUAAGGAGGAUGGGACGGACUGGAAGUGGAGCUGCUUCAGGCCAUGGGAGACGUACAAAGCGAAUACUUCAAUAGAUCUGAAGAAGCACCACAUCCCAACUACGUUAUUGGAUAAAUUAGCUUACUGGACUGUCAAGACUCUAAGAUACCCAACUGAUCUCUUCUUCAAGACACGAUACGAUAGCCGGGCUAUGUUGCUUGAAACAGUGGCAGCCGUGCCAGGCAUGGCUGGAGGAAUGCUUUUGCACCUAAAGUCCCUCAGGCGAUUCGAACACAGUGGAGGAUGGAUUAAAGCUCUGUUAGAAGAAGCAGAGAACGAGCGAAUGCACCUUAUGACUUUUCAAGAGAUUUCUCAGCCGAGAUGGUUCGAUCGAGCUCUUGUCUUCGCAGUUCAAGGAGUGUUCUUCAAUGCUUACUUCCUGGGUUACUUGAUCUCCCCCAAGUUCGCUCACCGAGUAGUAGGAUACUUGGAAGAAGAAGCGAUUCACACCUACACUGAGUUCUUGAAGGAACUUGAUAAUGGUAAUAUCAAGAAUGUCCCAGCGCCGGCUAUCGCCAUCGAUUACUGGCAGAUGGCGCCGGACUCUACACUCCGGGAUGUCGUCGUCGUCUUGAGGGCCGAUGAGGCACAUCAUCGUGAUGUCAAUCAUUUCGCAUCGGACAUACACUACCAAGGACUUGAACUAAGGGAAGCCCCUGCUCCAAUUGGAUAUCACUAAAGUCUUGCAAUGGAGGGACAACAUUGAAUUUAGAGGGGGAAAAAGUUAAGAAGUGAAAAGUUUGAAGCAUAGUAAAUUUGUUUUUAUUUAUUCAUUCAAUGAGAUGUUGAAGAAUAGCAUUUUGUUCCAAUAAAUAUGUUACGAGUUCUUUUUCUAUCUACCACUUUCUUCUUGUAAAUAUAUAAAUUUAUCAAUAAAUGUUGUUGAUUAUUUCGUCAUUUCUGCCCUUCUACUUAAUUUUACCCUUCGUUUUCCAAAUUUUCCUUUGGUUGAUGCUAAGGGCAUCAACUUGACAAAUUUCCUUUGAGUCAUUUUUUGCCAAUACCAAUGAUAUGUAUGAGUAUGAAUCAGCUGAUUCGAUAUUGAUAC